CCCCGCUAUACCUACCCGCUGUGACCCCGGCGUCUCGAGGAGCUAGCGAGCUUUAGAAAUUAACUCUGACCGCGGUAGGGGGUGAGGUGGGGGUGGGGUCGAGGCGACUUGCUUAGGACGGCUUCCCUAUUUUCCGGGCUGGCAUGUGCGGUUUGGAAAGCAGGCGUGAGCCUCCAGGCAUGAGCAGCGUGUCGACUUUCUCCAACUCGGGCCCCAGGCGCUCCGGGCUCCAGGCCUGGGGUUCAGACCUGACCUCCGGUAGCGCCGCCGGCGUAACUGCACCCAGAACUUCGCCGCCGGGCUUUGAGCAAGAGCACCCCCAGGAUCGCCACGACGCGGGCAGCAAUGGGAACCCGCGCCUCCCCCACCUCUCGUCGGCCGGACAGCACCUCUACAGCCCCGCGCCGCCCCUCUCCCACACUGGAGUCGCAGAAUAUCAGCCGCCACCCUACUUCCCGCCGCCCUUCCAGCAGCUGGCUUACACUCAGUCGGCGGAUCCCUACUCGCACCUGGGGGAAGCCUACGCCGCGGCCAUCAACCCCCUGCACCAGCCCGCGCCCACCGGCAGCCAACAGCAAGCCUGGCCCGGCCGCCAGGGCCAGGAGGGGGCCGGCCUGCCCUCGCACCACGGGCGCCCGGCCGGCCUGAUCCCCCACCUCUCCGGGAUGGAGGGAGGUGCCAUGGGCACCCGCAGGGACGCUUACCGCCGCACCGAUCUGCUGUUGCCACACGCACAUGCCCUGGACGCCGCGGGCCUGGCGGAGAAUUUGGGGCUCCACGAAAUGGCACACCAGAUGGAGGAGGUGCAGAAUGUCGAAGAUCAACAUCUGCUGCUUCACGACCAGACUGUUAUUCGCAAAGGUCCUAUUUCAAUGACUAAGAACCCCCUGAGCCACCCUUGUCAAAAGGAGCUGGUAGGGGCUGUGAUGAAUCCUAGUGAGGUCUUCUGCUCAGUCCCUGGAAGAUUGUCCCUUCUGAGCUCCACAUCUAAAUACAAAGUGACAGUUGCUGAAGUCCAGAGGCGAUUGUCCCCACCUGAAUGCUUGAAUGCCUCAUUACUGGGAGGUGUCCUCAGAAGAGCCAAAUCCAAAAAUGGAGGCCGGUCCUUGCGGGAAAAGUUGGACAAGAUUGGACUGAAUCUUCCGGCUGGAAGACGGAAAGCUGCUCAUGUCACUCUCCUGACUUCCCUAGUUGAAGGUGAGGCUGUUCAUUUGGCUCGGGACUUUGCAUAUGUCUGUGAAACAGAAUUUCCUAGUAAACCCGUGGCAGAUUAUUUAACCAGACCUCAUCUUGGAGGCCGGAAUGAGAUGGCAACUAGGAAGAACAUGUUGCUGGCCGCACAGCAAGUGUGUAAGGAAUUCACAGAGCUACUUGGUCAAGAUCGAACACCCAAUGGGAACAACAGGCUCCCUCCAGUCUUGGAGACGAACAUCCAGAACUGCUUGUCUCAUUUUAGCCUGAUUACCCACGGCUUUGGCAGCCCAGCUAUUUGUGCUGCAGUGUCCGCUGUGCAGAACUACAUAAAAGAAGCCCUGAUAGUCAUAGACAAAUCUUAUAUGAAUCCUGGAGAUCAGAGCCCAGCUGACUCAAGCAAAACUCUGGAGAAAAUGGAGAAGCACCGGAAAUGAAAUGGGGGUUUAAAAAAAAAAAGACAAGAAGAGUGAAAAAGAAAAGGGACUCGGAAACUUUCUCCAUCUGGACAUACUUGGGACCCCUCUAGCCCAGGGGACAUUUUUGUUACCCAUCUCCCCAUUAAAAAAAAAAAAGCCACCGCGGAUCUCCAAUUUCCUGGACUUCUUAGUUUCUCUAGCCGUGAAGUGUUGCCCUGACUCUGGACAAGUUAUCAGAAGGUGACUAGUGCUGGGUCUUGACUCAUUAAGCUUCUGUUUUACUUUAUUAUUUUUUAAAAACCCCAUUCUUUUUUUUUUUUUUUUUUUUUUUGGAAAGUGGUGCUACAAGUUUUAGAAUCUUUUAAAUAAAUUCCCUGGGCUAACAACAAAAAUUCCACCUGGUUGUUGAAACGAUCAACUGAUGAGAUGCAGAUCAACUUUUUUUCAGUGUUAAAGGAAAUAGUUGGCUUUUGUGUCCACUAAAUAUUUACCUUCAAAAAAGUAUUUAUCUAGCUUCUUCAGAUACCAAAUCCUGCAUACAGUAAGAAGCAGAAAUUUUGAUUGCUUAGCAACUAGUUAAUAGAUGGUAUUUGACACACUUUAAACUCCUUGUUCAAAGGGGGCUUUUGGGUUUUAUGAAACUUGUAGAAACAAAGCCUGCUGAUGAUGAUUAUGUUUUCCCUUUUUUUUUUUUUUUACUUUGAAAGUUAACUCUUCAAAUGGGAGAAUCUUUGAAAUGACAUGUUCCUUUAAGGUACUGAAGCUUUAUUUGUAUAUUUAUUUCACAUCAUGGUGUUUUGAGUAAACUUGAAAAGGGUAGGCACGAAGCAUUUUUUUUUUUGCUGGCUGUCACCCCCUCCCCCAGGUCCCAGAGGAGGCUCUGUAUUUUGCAAAAUAGUGUGUUGAGUGUACAGAUUUUAUUUAUGCAUAAUUUAAUGGGGUCUGUAAAUACGGGUGUACUUCUUAAGACUUUUUGAGAAAUGGGGUUUGAUUUUAAUAUUAACUUUUAAAGGUGAUGGGCUAAUCUAAAAAUACAUCUUUAGGUUUUAUUCAUAUGUACACAGGUACUAAGAAUUAGGAGGCUCUUGGGUUCUGUUCUGGAUGUAGGGGAUGUUAUUUAAUUGAACUACUUUGUUCACAAAGCAGUAAUUUUGUGUUUUGCUCCUAUUGGGAAGAACUCGGAGAUGAGUGUGUGGUGCUGUGCUUGUGGGUAAAAUGGAGGUUUGGAAGUGAACUCCAUGCCUACAAAUGAUCACAAAAGAAUUGUGUAUAUGAUACCUAUACAAUAAAAAAAAAAUAUUCUCGAUAGAAGCUGUGA
Molecule: messenger RNA, 2928 nt
Organism: Erinaceus europaeus (western European hedgehog)
Lineage: Eukaryota; Metazoa; Chordata; Mammalia; Eulipotyphla; Erinaceidae
Gene: TFAP2C
Product: transcription factor AP-2 gamma
Exons: 8
Coding region: 144-1628 (494 amino acids)
Biological process (GO): regulation of transcription by RNA polymerase II; regulation of cell population proliferation; anatomical structure development
Cellular component (GO): nucleus
Molecular function (GO): DNA-binding transcription factor activity, RNA polymerase II-specific; RNA polymerase II transcription regulatory region sequence-specific DNA binding
Source: RefSeq, a predicted model, not a curated record